AUGUCGACUGAACAUGUCACUGAGCAUGCAGGGUUCUGGAAGAGAGUGCUGGGAAAACUCUCCACGCAUGGACAUGCGCGAUCCGUGUUCUCGCGACUAUCCCGCUCAGCGCGCGAGCGUCCCGACGAGAGAAUGAACAACCCGGAAGUCCAGUCGGCCCUCAACGACAGCGACUUUGGCCGUAUUGACACCACCGGCUGGUACCCACACUAUAAGAACUGUGUCCAGCACUUUGUCGACUAUAGCCAGCAUACGCCGGCUGUGCAAUCCAUCGCCGCCUUUGUCAACAUCCGACUCCCAUGCCAGCGUCCUGCUGAAAGCGGUGGUUCAUCUUCUGAGUCUGGGUCGCUACCGUUCGUGUCACUGCGGCCUUAUAUUCGUCGAUUGAUUGUUACGGCGCAAGACUCUCCUUCAAUUAUGCAAGGCUUCUUUGGGGGUGACUGGGAGGCUGGUGUGGGGUGCAUCUACAAACAAGAGCGCGCAAACUAUCUCUUCACGGCCAAAAGCAGUGGCUGGGCUUCCACCAAGGCAGCCUACGAUCUCUCACCAGAUGAGCAAACACCCUUCCUGAGACCCCUGCGCGAUCCUUCGGAGGAAGAAAUCCGAGUGGCCGAAGCUCGCUGGAGUGAGUGGCUAGCAAUGGAGGAUUGGAUGGUUGGCGCGCGGACUCCCUGGUAG
Molecule: messenger RNA, 678 nt
Organism: Penicillium brevicompactum
Lineage: Eukaryota; Fungi; Ascomycota; Eurotiomycetes; Eurotiales; Aspergillaceae
Exons: 2
Coding region: 1-678 (225 amino acids)
Source: RefSeq, a predicted model, not a curated record